Rhincodon typus (whale shark) is the source of this 1047-nucleotide messenger RNA. Its product is annotated as P-selectin-like. NCBI's taxonomy places the organism in Eukaryota, Metazoa, Chordata, Chondrichthyes, Orectolobiformes, Rhincodontidae. Gene Ontology annotation, cellular component: external side of plasma membrane; membrane. Gene Ontology annotation, biological process: heterophilic cell-cell adhesion; leukocyte tethering or rolling; response to cytokine. The record is from RefSeq and is a predicted model, not a curated record. Gene Ontology annotation, molecular function: sialic acid binding; oligosaccharide binding.
AUGAGUGAAAGACUAGGAAAAAGGCAAAAACUAGCAGCUUGGAAAGGAGUUCAAAGCUGGAACUAUAGCUAUUCAACAACAGAUAUGACAUGGCCCGAUGCCAGAAACUACUGCCAACAUUUCUUCACUGACCUCGUUGCAAUUCAGAACCGUGAAGAAAGUGACCAUCUGAAUACAGUGAUACCGAGGAACCCAACUUACUACUGGAUUGGAAUAAGAAAGAUUAGUAACGUUUGGACCUGGGUUGGAACUAACAAAACACUGGAUGAAGAGGCAGAAAACUGGGCUGCAGGUGAACCAACUCCUGGUGCUGAAGAUUGUGUCGAAAUUUAUAUAAAAAGAGCAGAAAAUGCAGGAAGGUGGAAUAAUGAUCCCUGUAGAAAAAUGAAACAUGCAAUAUCUUAUUUAGAAGCGUGCAAGACUGCUUCAUGCAGUGGACGUGGAGAAUGUGUAGAAACGAUUCGAAGUUACAAAUGUAAAUGCAAUGAAGGAUUCCAUGGACCAGAAUGUGAAUGUGUUGAACAGUGUACCACUCUCAAUGUUCCUGACCAAGCGACUAUGAGCUGCACCUAUCCUAAUGGAAACUUCAGCUUCAACUCUACAUGUGACUUCCACUGUGCAGCAGGGUUUACACUGCAGGGCUCACAGAGGCUCCAGUGCAAUGCAACAGGAAUGUGGACAGAAAUAACCCCCUACUGUGAAGCUAUAAAAUGUGAAACUCUGGAAAAUCCUGGGCACGGAUUGAACUGCAUAUAUCCCUUUGGGUUUUUCAGUUACAGCUCUUCAUGUGAGUUUAGCUGUGAUACAGGGUUUGAACUCCAUGGAGCAGUCAGAUUACAAUGUGGAACCUCUGGACACUGGAUAGGGCAGGAACCCAACUGUAAAAUUGUACAGUGUAGAAAUCUUCAGAUUAUUGGACAAGAAUUGAUGAACUGCACAUAUCCCUUUGGAAAAUUCAAUUACAACUCAACAUGCUUCUUUAACUGUACUGAAGGGUUUGACCUUUAUGGAUCUGAUAAGUUGGAGUGUGGAGCUUCUGGAAACUGA